Molecule: messenger RNA, 980 nt
Organism: Bursaphelenchus xylophilus (pine wood nematode)
Lineage: Eukaryota; Metazoa; Nematoda; Chromadorea; Rhabditida; Aphelenchoididae
Source: the annotation of a GenBank genome assembly
AUGCAGGGUGAGCGCGGCUUUUAUUUCCUUUGGCUUUACGUAACGUGCAUGAGAAGCCCUCUCGGUCUUUCCCCUCAUUUCCCUUCCGCCUAUUUUAGUGGGAUGGAUGAGUACUGAAGUUAUGUCGUUCUUGUUUGAUCAGUAUAAUAUACUCGAUGAACGCCAGAGUAACAAACUGUUCACAUAUUCAUUGGGUAUAUCGCAGCUACUCGGAGUAUGUGUGGUGAUGACGGUCGUCCUUUGGAUGGGCGGUUAUAAUGAAGGUGGGUACUCUUGGGCAACCGAUCCCGAACGCCAAUUCCAUUAUCACCCUACUUUUAUGGCCAUGGGUCUCGUUUUCCUUUAUGGCGAGGCUAUUCUGGUUUAUCGAGUGUUUAGAAAAGAGAGGAAGAGGUAAGUAAAUUGGUCUAUUAAGGAAAACAUCGGCUCUAGAUUCACGAAGUUGCUGCACUUGACGCUUCACAUUCUUGUCUUUAUAUUUACGGUGAUUUCUUUGCGCGCAGUAUGGGAUUCCCACGAUUAUCAUAAGGAUCCGCAGGGGAAUCUUGCGCCGAUUCCCAAUCUUUAUUCUCUCCAUUCGUGGAUUGGAUUGAGUACUGUCAUCUUCUAUUGUAUCCAAUUUGUUCUUGGGUUUGCGACUUUCUUUUUCCCGGGGUUUGCUCCAGAAGUUCGUCGAUUCGUGCUCCCAUUCCAUCAAUUGUUUGGGUUGAUGAUAUUUAUUGCUGUAGGUGUUGUAGCACUUGCUGGUAUCAGCGAGAGAGCAGCAUGGAAACAUACGUAAGUGUGUUUUUCCGAAGAUUUUAAUUAUCAGAUGCUGGACAAAGGAAGGCGAGUUUUGUGGCCAACAAGCCAUGUCUAAUUUCUUUGGACUAUUCAUUAUUGGUUAUGUCGCAACAGUUGUAUUUAUUGUGGCAAAUCCAAGAUGGAAACGGCAGCCAUUGCCGGAAGAAGAGAUGUUACAAAGGCUUACGCCUGACUAA